Molecule: messenger RNA, 945 nt
Organism: Trypanosoma theileri
Lineage: Eukaryota; Euglenozoa; Kinetoplastea; Trypanosomatida; Trypanosomatidae
Product: GDP-mannose transporter
Exons: 1
Coding region: 1-945 (314 amino acids)
Cellular component (GO): Golgi apparatus
Molecular function (GO): antiporter activity
Source: RefSeq, a predicted model, not a curated record
AUGUACGGUGUUGCCAUCUAUGUGCAUGCGAUAUCGGUGUUCUGUGUUUCAUCCGUUGGGAUGAUGUUAAGCAACAAGCUUGCUGUUGUAGCACUGCCACUUCCCUGUACUCUGGUGUUGAUGCAAAUGGUUGCGACACUCGCUCUUCUGAUUCCAUUCCGAUCUCAAGUGGAGCGUCUAAAACUUCAAAAUGUGCAAAAGUGGAUUCCAGUCGCAACACUUUUCGCCGCCAUGCUUUACACUAGUAUGAAAAGUUUUGUUUAUGCGACUGUCCCCACAGUUAUCAUUAUCCGCAAUCUUGGAUCCAUUUUUACAACUGUAGCAGAAUAUUAUACACUUGGUGAGCGCGUAAAUGACGAAAUUAUUCUUUCACAGUUUGUUAUUUUCUUGGGAGCAGUAAUAUAUGGUUGGUCAAACUCAACAUUCACUAUGAUCGGACUGUUUUGGAUGCUACUAAAUGUUUUCGCCCAAGGUUUUUAUGGAAUUCUCGUGAAACAUAUGACAAGCAAUGUGCCCGAGUUUUCAUCUGCUACAAAGUAUACUUUGGCUCUAUAUAACAACGUAAUGGCGAUGCCAAUGGUUUUUGUUCUCUUUCUUUUCGGGGAAGUUAUGAAACUGGAUUCUCUUUUGCCUCGCGUUACCAGUUUUGGCUGGUUUUGGAUUGGAGUUACGUGCAUCCUCGGUUUUAUGAUUUCAACAUCCGGUUUUGGUCUACAAAAACUUGUCUCAGCUGCUACGUUCAUCGUUAUCAACAAUUUAACUAAGUUCUUCAAUAUUCUUAUUGGUGUUUUCAUCAUGGGUGACUCCAUGGGUUUUACUGAUGGAUCCGGUUGCGUGAUUGCUCUUGCAGCUGGAGCCUGGUACUCCGCGGCUCGUUACAGAUUUAAGGAACCUGAUGUGACCUUGGAGAAGAAGGAGCUUGAAUCUCCUGAACAAGCUGUGUAA